AUGGGUGUUUUUACAAGAAAUUCAAAAUUCAACACAACAGAUCGAUUAUCAAAAAAGCAAAGAGAAAUGCUAACAGCUGAGUUCACCCUGGACAAUUUCUCUCAGGGGAGUUACAGUGAUAGCGACGAUGAAAGUACAGAAAACGGAAAUUGGAGGUCGAGAGGCCGACGCGAGUCAAGAGUAUCGUUGUAUGCGCGAAAAACGAUCAUGUCCCUCAUUGGCGUCAGUAAAGUUCAUCAAUCCAGAAUAGGCUCAGAUAAUAUGCGACAGCGGGAGCUGGAACGAAUUAUAGACUCGCCGUUUGUAAUCCAUCCUUAUUCAAACUUCCGCCUUAUAUUCGACGCGAUAACGAUGAUAAUACUCAUCCUUAAUCUGGUUUUCGUUCCGAUUAUUAUGGCGUAUCCCAAAUUUGACAGCCUCUAUCUGAUGAUUCGACCAGAUAAAAACUAUCCAUACAGAUCGUUCCUUAUCAUGUUCGUGUCAGAUAUUUGGUUCACACUCGAUAUUCUGGCAAACUUUCGAACUGGAUACAUUGAAGCUGACACCGCUGUUUUGAAUGAUGUCAAUAGUUCGUGGAUCAACAUCGAGAGCGUCAAGGGAGUCAGUAAAAUCGUCGCAUUUGUUUUCUUCCUUUGGAUGUGGAUUCACUUUUCAGGAUGUUUGCAAUUCCUUAUCCCGACGCUCAACCCAGCGUAUCCAUACUUUAUGAGUUGGUCUGUCGCAAGUGGUCUACACAAAGAUACAGUCCCUUGGAUGACUCAGUAUUUCAAGUCGACUUUUCGAUCGCUGAGCCACAUGUUUUGCAUCGGAUACGGAACUAUGGCGCCUCAGUGCAUUGAUGAUCUUUGGAUGAUGUUCUUCUCAAUUUUCAUCGGAGAUCUCUUGAAAGCCGUCUUUAUUGGCGUCGCAUCGUCAAUGAUGCAGAUGAUGGACGCUUCGAAACGACUUUACAUGGAAAAGCUCACCGCGGUUACUGAGUACAUGGAAUACAAAAAACUACCAUCUUACACCCGCCAAAGACUGCUUGACUACUACGAACAACGUUAUCAAGGAAAAAUGUUCGACGAAGAAAAAGUUCUGGCAACUCUAAACCCAAUUUUACGGAAAGCUCUCGUUCGCCAUAACAGAAAAGAUCUGGUCAAGAAAGUACCAUUCUUCGAAAAAUGCCCCGUCUAUUUCAUUGACGAAGUGAUGAAUCUUAUGCGGCUAGAAAUGUAUCUCAAGGAUGACAAGAUCAUUCGCCAGGGAACGACUGGAAACAAGAUGUUUUUCAUCCAAAGUGGGACGUGUUUGAUCAUUCUAGGGAACGAAAAGAAAAGGAAAAGAAAAUCUUUAGCACUAAGGGAUGGAGAUUUCUUCGGGGAAAUAUCUCUCCUCAUCCCCGACACAAAACGAACCGCCACAGUAAUAGCUCGAGACACAACGUACUGCUAUUCUCUGAAGCACAGGGAUUUCUCAAAGAUCCUCGAUACCUAUCCACCUGUCAAGGACUUGAUGGAGAGAGUAGCAGAAGAGCGACUUGCCCAAACAACCGCCGUCGAAAAUGAAACUGACAGCGAUGAUUCCGCGAUGGACGGCGAUGCAAAGAUUCAUCCCUACCCGAGUUGCACGGAUUCAACGUAUUCGGAUACUACUGUGUCAUUUUGCGCACCAACAUUCCAUGUCCAGCGUCCAGAUUCAGAUACGACUGUGGAUGGAGCCGAUAUCAGUAAUGUGCCAAUGUUCACUUUUCAUGUGGAUGCUCCUUCAGACGAAAGUUUGGCACAAGAAAGCGAUCCAUAA
Oikopleura dioica is the source of this 1782-nucleotide messenger RNA. The record is from the annotation of a GenBank genome assembly. NCBI's taxonomy places the organism in Eukaryota, Metazoa, Chordata, Appendicularia, Copelata, Oikopleuridae.